Panicum virgatum (switchgrass) is the source of this 2050-nucleotide messenger RNA. RefSeq lists its product as uncharacterized. The coding region runs from base 578 to 1705 and encodes 375 amino acids. The record is from RefSeq and is a predicted model, not a curated record. Gene Ontology annotation, molecular function: sequence-specific DNA binding; zinc ion binding. Gene Ontology annotation, biological process: regulation of DNA-templated transcription. The transcript is spliced from 2 exons. Lineage: Eukaryota; Viridiplantae; Streptophyta; Magnoliopsida; Poales; Poaceae.
AGAAAAAACGCGAAAAGUCUCUGUUUUCCUUUGCUUUAUCCCCUGUGGCUGCGGCGUGUCCUAGAAGGUGGAGAGGCAACCGGCGGCGGCCAUGGUGGUGGUGGACGCCCUCCACGGCGACUCGGCUGCGGCGAUCGCGGACUACCUCUUCGGUGACGGCGCCGACCUCCAGGCCUUCUUAGACCACGCGGCACUGGAGGUGAAGGCUAGCGGCGGCGGCGGCGAUGAAGGUGAGGAGGAGCUCGAGUGGCUGUCGAACAAGGACGCGUUCCCGACGGUGGAGACGAUGGGUCCGUCGGCGCCGAGGCCGCGGACGAAGGGCGCGCGGCGGCCACCGUGGCAGGUGGCGCCGCGGGCUCCGGUUGUGGCGCACGCUCCGCCGGCUGGGUAGCGGUGCCGGCACUGCGGGACGAAGAGGACGCCGCAGCGGCGCGAGGGCCCCGAUGGGCGCGGCACCCUGUGCAACGCGUGCGGCGUGCGGUACCGGAGCGGCCGGCUCGUACCGGAGUACCGGCCGGCAAGCAGCCCCACCUUCUCUCCGGAGCUGCACUCCAAUCGGCACCGCCUCGUCGUCGAGAUGCGCCGCCGCAGGGAGGCGACGGCUCAAGCCUCCGUCGCCGCCGCUGGCAACGAGAAGGGGGUUGAAAAGCUGGAGUGCCUGUCGAAAAAGGGCGAAUUCCUGGCGGAGCAGGUGAUGCCAGCGGCAGCGGCGGGGCCACGGACGAAGCGCAUGCGACGGCCCCGGAAGCCGGUGGAGUGGCUGGCGAUCGCGUGGAGCCCGCCCCCUCCUCCUCCUCGUGCUCCGGCGGUGGCAGGACGGCGGCCGAGCCCGGAAGGAGGAGCUGGAGUGGCUGUCGAACAAGGACGCGCCCCCGACGGUGGCGACAAUGGCGUCGGCGGUUGUGCGGCCGCGGACCAAGGACGUGCAGCAGUCCCGGCGGAUGGUGGCUUCAAUCCCGCCGCGUCGCUGGCUGCGACGGCGGCGGCAGCGACGGCAGGGCAGCCAUGCCAGCAAUGCGGGACGGAGAAGACGCCGUGGUGGCUCGUGAGCUACAGAAGCAGCUGUAUGGUUCCGGUGCCGCCCGUGCCCCGGGAGCUGCGAUUCGAUUGGCACAACCGCACCAAGCUGCACCGCCGCGCGGUGCGGAUGGCGAAGUUUUGCCCCGCCACGGCCGGUGACGACGAGCUGGGCUGGCCGUCGAACAACGACGCGUUCCCGGCGGUGAAGGCUAAGCCAAUGCCGGCGGCGCGGCCGCAGACGAAGGGCGUUCGGCGGCGGGUGGUGGAACUGAGCCCGCCGCGCACGCCACGGAGUCGACGUGGAGGGGCCGUGGAUGUCGAACAUGGACUCGUCGGUGACGGUGCCGCGGCCGCGGUCGAAGGGCGUGCGGCGGCCCCAGCGGGCGGCGGCGAGGUGGCAGCCGCGCCCCGGGCGCCGACGGCGACCCGGCGGCAGUGCCGGCACUGCGGGACGGAGAAGACGCCGCAGUGGCGCGAGGGCCCCGAGGGGCGCCGGACGCUGUGCAACGCGUGCGGCGUGCGAUACAGGAGCGGCCGCCUGGUGCCGGAGUACCGGCCGGCGAGCAGCCCCAACUUCUCCCAGGGUCAGCACUCCAACUGCCACCAGCAGGUCGUCCAGCUGCGCCGCCGCCGGGAGGAGUCGACCGAGGCCGCCAGUGCCGCCGCCGCCGCACCGGACAAGUGAAGGGUUUUGCUUGACGAUUAGUCUAAUCUGGAGGGUUAAGCUUUUGGCUUCGGGGUUUAGUCAGUGACCAGAGUUUAGGAUUUUUUUUUCUUUGAAAUGGAGACCAGAGUUUAGGAUUACAUAAGGGAGAAUGCGAUGACCGGAUUGGUUUUUAGAUUUUUACAAUUUAAUAUGGAUUAGAGAAGGAAAUGGGCCAGUAGGAAGGCACCUGGCUAGUCUUUUGUGGUUCUUGGGUUUAUGCCAACUUUUUUUUAAAAAAACGAAUUGAGUUUAUGCUAAGUGACCAGUAAAGUUCCAAGAUGAUGGAAGAACAAUAUUAGUGAAGAUUAUGUUAUGGCUUUAUUA